Lytechinus pictus (painted urchin) is the source of this 1725-nucleotide messenger RNA. Its product is annotated as 2-hydroxyacylsphingosine 1-beta-galactosyltransferase-like. Lineage: Eukaryota; Metazoa; Echinodermata; Echinoidea; Temnopleuroida; Toxopneustidae. The transcript has a single exon. The coding region runs from base 463 to 1521 and encodes 352 amino acids. The record is from RefSeq and is a predicted model, not a curated record. Gene Ontology annotation, molecular function: UDP-glycosyltransferase activity.
UUGUAGAUAGUUCAGAUGUAGCUGUUCCUCUGUUUUCUUUUCAUAUACUGAAGGGAGUGAAGGCGGAUCAGAAUAAAGUAUAUUUAAGGACUAAAAAGGAGGUUAAAAGAAAUCCUAACCCUGAGAAUUAGACCAUCUACUCGUAGACCAAGAGGUCUACGAUCCAAUCAACAAGAUGUUUUCUUGCAAAACAUGCACAUGAGAAAUAUGAUGUGAUUACAGCUCUUCCACAUCAUGGCCCUGGGAAUCGGGGGUGCUGAAGCAUAUCUACAUGUAUAUGGCUCAGCGGAAACGUUUGCAAACCAAAAAAGGAGUGAAUAAUGACAUGAAUGAGUGAUCUGUAGAGCUUUACUGUGACUCAUUUGAUGACAAUCUGUUCGGCAUGUUCGGUGGAUUGGCAUGAUUUAAAGAAUGCCACUCAUAAUAUACAAUUGAAAUCUACAAGGAAUCGCUACGGGCAAGAUGAAACUCGUAACAUUCACCAAGUUCACGUUACUGACUAUAGCAUUCACCUCUUUGACCAAUGCUGCAAAUAUCCUUGUUACUGUCUUAGUUCCAGAAUACACCAGUCAUCCUAAAAGCAUGUCCGCUAUAACAGGAGCAUUGAGCAGUCGCGGCCACAACGUCACCAUCCUGACCUGCUCAUUUGUAGGAACAGAAGGCUUCCCGAUGGACACCUACAGCACCGCCCUCCACUACCGCUUCGAUGUUCCUUCAGGAUACGAGGGCACCCUGGACACCAUGAUAGAGGAUUUCUUUCAGAAGGGUCCGUUAAGUAAUAUGAUAGAUAUAGGGAAACUGUACUCUUGGAUAAGGUUAGCUUGCCAAAGUCUCCUUGAGGACUCCGCUGUUCUGUUUCGGCUGAAGGAAUCACAUUUUGAUAUCCUGAUCGGGGAUGUCGUUGACGGAUGUGAUGCGAUCCUCAGUAGUUACCUAGGUAUACCGCACAUAGCUGUGACGACGACAACGAGAUAUUUUCUUUUUCACGAACGCCUCUACGGGAUUCCAGCGCCUUCAUCGUACGUACAAUAUUCACUCCCCUUAUCAGAUCAGAUGACGUUUCUGGAGCGGGUUGCCAGCUUCAUGGACCAUAACCUUGUGUCGAGAUUUUUAGGGUGGGUUCACUUCGGAGCUUUAGACGAGAUAAAGGACGCGCAUGGUAUUGCUCCAGGACGAAGCACCCAAGAGCUCGUAGGAGAUGCAGAGUUGUGGAUGUGCAUGACGAGCUUUGCCUUUGAUUUCCCUCACCCAACAGCACCCAACUGGGUAGCUAUCGGAAAUACGGUCGGUGUCCCAGCAAGACCGUUAGACAAGGUAAACUACAUGAUGAUUAUAUCUAUAGCUUAUGGCUAUACCCAUACUUUCUUUCCUGUACACGUGUGGGUGGAGCAAAUGCAAGUGUGGAUGAAAGUUUUCCAAAUUGAUAUGACUAGAAUUCAAACCUAUAUCGAUUGUGAUCUAUCAAGAAUUUUACACUCCAGGCCCUACACAUUCCUAAUGCAGUAUCGGACUCGACAUUGAUAUUCUGAAAUCGAAAUGAUAAUAAUACAUUCUCGUGACUUAACAAUUUCAUUUUUAGAUUUGCGCGAAGCGCUGAGGGAGCCGAAUAGAAAGUGACAGAGAAAGAUGAAAAUAUAGGAAGAAGAAGAAUGAAAAAGAAAAGAAGAAGAAGACGACAAAGAAGAAAAAGAUAAGAAGAAGAGCAAGAAGAAGACGAAGAAGAAA